AUGGCUAUUGUUUUGCAUUAUGUCGAUAGUAUUGGCUUUGUGAAAGAAAGAUUCAUAGGACUAGUGCAUGUGAAGGAUACAUCUUCUUUGACACUCAAAAACGCCAUAAAUGAAGUACUUACAAGUAAUAAAUUGAGUUUUAGUCAGAAGAAAAGACUUACUACGAGAGCAAGUAAGAGAAGGGUGCAAAAAUGCUUGUGUAGUGGUGAACUUGAAACCGGAAGAGUUUUAGAUUUUGUGAAAGAGGAGGGAGGGUCAUUGGCAAAGCGUCAACAAGCAUAUGGAAUCUUAAUAUAUUUUAAAUCCUAUGAGUUCGUGUUUUACUUACAUAUGAUGUAUGCCAUUUUACACCUCAUGGGUACAUUGUCAAAGCAACUUCAAAGAAUAGAUCUAGACAUUUUAGAAGCGGCUUCGAUGGUUAAAGGGACAAUGGAGGCAUUGCAAUCUUUUAGAAACAUAGGGUUUGCUAGCAUUUUGCCAAAAGUAUCCUCUUUUUGUCAAACACACAAAUUUGAUAAUUUAGAUAUGGAAGAGUUGUAUAUUGGUGCGAGAAACCGUGGGACUACAAAGACUGAUAGGUUGCAUUUUGAGGUUGAAAUCUUCAACACGGUGGUAGAUAUGCAACUUACAGAAUAUUGGGAUCAAUUUAGUGAAACAAGCAUGCAAUUACUAGAAUACAUGGGUGCUUUGAGCCCUUGUGGUUCAUUUGCACAAUUUGACAAAUCAAAGUUAUUGAAGUUGGGUAAGUUAUACAAGUAUGAAUUUGAUGAUUCAGAUAUGAUAGACCUUGAAGGAUAA
Lactuca sativa (garden lettuce) is the source of this 798-nucleotide messenger RNA. RefSeq lists its product as uncharacterized. Lineage: Eukaryota; Viridiplantae; Streptophyta; Magnoliopsida; Asterales; Asteraceae. The record is from RefSeq and is a predicted model, not a curated record.